Messenger RNA from Ascochyta rabiei, 1710 nucleotides. RefSeq lists its product as uncharacterized. The record is from RefSeq and is a predicted model, not a curated record. The transcript has a single exon. Gene Ontology annotation, biological process: microtubule-based movement. Lineage: Eukaryota; Fungi; Ascomycota; Dothideomycetes; Pleosporales; Didymellaceae. Bases 1 to 1710 code for a protein of 569 amino acids.
AUGUCCACCAGCGGCGAGCGCAAGGCCUCUGCCUCCCUCGCCCGCUCCGUCCGAGGCGCCCCUCCGCGUCUCGCUGACCUCGCUGCCACGCCCGAAACACCGCGGACGCCCCUCCAGCGCGCAUCGUCCUCCCUCUACGGCUCGCCCGGCGGCAACUACCGCACAGAGGACGAGUGUGCUGUGUUCGAGAUCGGGUCGCGGUUUCUGCGGGCAGGCUUCCCGGGCGAGAGCGCCCCACGAUGCACGCUUCCAUUCAGUCCAGACAGGCACAGAAGGGCUGGUGACUACAGGCAAUACGAUCCAGAGUACAGCCAAAGGCGACGACGGCCGAGAAAGAACCAGACAUGGGGCGAGGAGCACGAGCUGUACCGUUUGGACCUCACCACCGUCGACAUGGAGCUGGUGGGCGACAAGCUCGAGAGGGCCAUACGGGAAGCAUACACGAAAUACUUCUUGCUCGACACAAAGCCACGACGCAUCACGCUUGCCAUCCCUCCACGGUUGCCACACCCACUCAUCACCAAGAUGCUCGACCUGCUGUUCAAGAGCUUCCACGCACCAAGCAUCACCCUCCUGUCGAACCCCGUCCUCUCCACCGUCGCCGCAGGCCUGCGCUCAGCGCUGGUCGUUGACAUUGGCUGGGCCGAAACACUGGUCACCGCCGUUUGCGAGUAUCGCGAGGUACACGAAAAGCGAACAGUCCGCGCGGGCAGGAUGCUGAGCGAAGAGAUGGCUAGGCUGCUGAACGCCGAACUCGACGACGACGCCACACCAGGAACACCCAAGGCACAGGUCUCGUUCGACGAAGUAGAGGAGGUGCUCACGCGGGUCGGCUGGUGCAAACCCAGCUCGAGAGGAAACCGACGCACCGUCUACUUCCCUGCGCGCGAGGCACCUGUACUGGAAGAGUGGGAGGACGCUGUCGAGACACCUCCGCCUACCGUUGUGAUCCCCUUCCCAAAACACACACCACCGACUGAGCUCAAAGUCGCGUUUGCUUCGUUAGCCAAGCCCGCUGAAAACGCGCUUUUUGUACCAGAGGCACCCCUGAACGAGUUCGACGAUGAAGACCUGCCAAUUCACUACCUCCUCUACCGCACGUUGGUCGCUCUGCCUGUCGAUGUUCGUCGCUUGUGCAUGUCACGCAUCGUCAUCACAGGCGGGGUGGCAGACAUGCCAGGCCUGAAGACUCGCAUCCUGAAAGAGCUGGAGGUGCUAGUCCUGUCCAGAGGCUGGGACCCAGUCAAGAACUGGGGCAAGGGCAGUGCGCGCCACGAAGAGAAACUGCUAGCACAACUGCGCCAUCGAGAGAGGGAAUGGCAAGAUGGUGCAGACAAAGCCUCUGACACACUCGAUCGUGCUGCGACACCCACACCGCUGUCUGCUGGCCUGCAGGAACCGGAACUUGACAACAUCGACGUCAAGCUCGCCAACACCAGUCUAAAAAACGGGCCGCCUCCAGAGUGCUCCAUUGGUGGCACCAUCAGAGGUGUACAGACGCUGGGUGCUUGGGCUGGUGCGAGUCUCGUUGCCCACCAAAGGGUGAGAGGUAUCGUCGAGAUCGAGCGAGAGAGAUACUUGCAACAUGGUCUGCAGGGUGCAUCGCGAGACAAAGAGGUGUCUGUCAUCCCGCAGCGGCAGAGCAUGGGCCCUGGCGUCGCGCGCGGUGCAGGCGAACGAGUGAGCUGGACACUCGGCGUGUGGGCAUGA